AUGCCGCCGGAACUUCCUCGAAUACCGCAUUCCGCUGACAACGAAGACGGGCUUGCACAUCUUUCCGACAAAAGAUGGAGUCUCAUGAAGAGAUUCUGCACUAAACUCUUCCGCUCAUCAACACCCUUGUCAAACCCCGUUAUUCCCACUGGAGAAAUACCACCACGGAUUCUAUCUGCUAAAGUACGCGCCGCAGUUCAGACCAUGAAGGUAGCCACGGCUCCGACACCGGACCAUGUUUUGGUCGAUCUUUUACGAGCUGGAGGACAUCGCCUACACGAGAUACUUGCGACAUCUAAUGUCUUACCUUCAAAAGGAAAGGAUCGACCAGUGGAGAACCUCCCGAACAAUCCCUCUUCAUAA
Molecule: messenger RNA, 363 nt
Organism: Strongylus vulgaris
Lineage: Eukaryota; Metazoa; Nematoda; Chromadorea; Rhabditida; Strongylidae
Source: the annotation of a GenBank genome assembly